CCAACAUUGAAAUCCAAACCUGGAACCUAUUCAUGACUUCGGCACAUGAACAGUCAUGCUUCCGCAAUAACAGCCGGCCAUGAGGCGUCUCCCCACAACGUCUCUAGAUGUUAGCACCACCAAUACCACCAUGGCAGAGCGGCCAAUAAGCCUUGUGGAUCACACCGACGAGGAAGAGGCAUCAGCACCCCUGGGUUCCCAGAGCUCCGAAACGUCAAACCCAGACUCGCAAAUAGAUGUCCUGUACGAAAACCAGCGAGGAUGGUUCGUAUUUGGCAUCCCUCUCUUCUCGUCAAACGCACUCUGGAACUCCAAAUUCGACGCCGCGCCCUGGGCCGACGCGAAGUACAAGCCGUCGGCCGUUAAUAUCACGAACGCGCAAGUGCCGGAUCCGAGCUGGACGUGGGAGUGGAAGUCGUGGUACGUGGAUAUGAGCCAGGACGUGGACGAGGAAGGAUGGCAAUACAGUUUCUGGUUUCGUGGAGCUGUGUGGCACGGCAAUCAUCCUUGGUUUCACAGCUUCGUGAGGAGACGGCGCUGGCUGAGGAAGCGGGUGAAGCAGAAGCUGCCGGCGAAGAUGAAGGAUAACAAGGAGAGAUUGUUUGGCGACACGUUCAGCAUUCCUACAACUAUAAUACGAGCGAGCACCGUUGGCACUGAAACGCACCAGAGCGGCGAGCGAACGUCGUCGGAUCGAAGGGCGCCACUGGACGAGGAGAUCACGGAUGUUGGGAAGCUCAUGCAUGUGCUCAAGGCGUCACCCAUUGACAGGGAAAAGAUUGCAGCUAUCAACAAGUUCAUUGAGGAAGGAGGCGAAGAACUCCAUUAUCUUCCCGAGCAGAUGCAUAACAUCAUGUCCAUGCUGCUCUUCCAAAACUCGCGUCGGCAACUGCUGGCCCAUCUCAUGGACCGCUUCGAGGCGGCUAAGGAGCAUCGAGAAGAGCAUAAGAGGCGAGGCGAGCCGGAGGAUACGGCAGAGGAGCGCAAAAUCAACAAUCUCCUGAGAGCUGUCGAAGCUGCCGAUGCGGAGUGUAAGAAGCUGGAGUAUUGGAGCGACAUUCGGAAGCUGGCGGAGGACGGAAAGGCAGGAAACGCCACGGAUCCUGCGAGCGGAUGGGAUCACAGUUGGGAAGGUCUCGAUAGGAGUGGACCAGCACAUCCUUGAACGUUGCAUUCCUGCAUAGCGGUUCUGUUUUGGAGUUUUGGAUACGGCAUUGUUGACACUUUGGCAUCGGAGUGUUUCCUUUCUUUGGGGGUGCAUGUGUGACUCUUGCUCGAUCCCAUGUUUUCUCAAUCGGAUUGCAUUACUCUAUUUCCUUGUUCCUCACUCGGAUAGGGCCGCGGACAUGUUAGAGGGGCAUACCGAUGUGAGUCCAUAUCCUCACACCUAUUCAGAGAUUUUCACUUCUCCGCGGUGCCUCGAAUUCCUAACGACGCCUCAUGGAUAAGGCUCCCAGUAGGUCCAACAUCAAUUCGGACUUUCUAAUUUC
Messenger RNA from Westerdykella ornata, 1490 nucleotides. RefSeq lists its product as uncharacterized. The coding region runs from base 131 to 1165 and encodes 344 amino acids. The record is from RefSeq and is a predicted model, not a curated record. Lineage: Eukaryota; Fungi; Ascomycota; Dothideomycetes; Pleosporales; Sporormiaceae. The transcript has 2 exons.